GUUUCCAGUUAACGGCGUAGCAAAACAAAACCGAAUAAAAACAUGCCAAAGAAAAAGUUGGUUUAAUGACCAGAACGGAUGGUUUGCAGGCCAGUUCCACAGUUCGUUUCAAACCGCCUUAAAGACAACAUUACUUAGCUUGGUUGACGGCAGCUCUUUUGCUUCUCUUUCGCACUCCCUCCUAACUCAAUAUGCAAAUUAUUGGAUCCAGUUUAUACAUUUUUGCAAUAGUUUUGCUCAGGGAAAAUUCUGCCACCCCAGCCAUACGUCCCCAAUCACAGCGUGGCAUCAUCUAUCCCCAAGACAACUGGGAUGAUUGUUUCGUUGAUGAGGCAUCCCGAAUUGCGGGCCGAUGCAAAUUGGUUGACGAAUGUCCCGAAGUUUUAAAGAAAUGGCAAAAAGAGAAAAUCUAUCCGAAAACCUGUUAUUUCAUCAAAAAAGAACAAUUUGUUUGCUGUCCCCUGGCGAUGGGCGUAACCACAAUGGAAGCAAUAACAGUAAGAACAACCCGGGGCACUACAUCGGGACCAAGUCUAUUGGAAUUGACUGGGUUGAGGCGUAGUGAUUUGGAAUGUGACUUAAAUACUAAAGUCGAAGCAACCAUUGUCAAUGGUACACCAGCCAAUCCCGAUGAAUUUCCAUUUAUGGCCGCCCUGGGCUGGACCUCCAACUUCGACAACAAGCCAUGGUAUCGCUGUGGGGGAGCAGUUAUUUCACCAAAAUUCGUUCUGACUGCGGCACAUUGUGCAGAAAUCGGAGGGGAAUUCCCCAGUCUGGUACGCAUUGGUGGUUCAAAUUUGACUGAUGCCUCGGUACGAGAUGUGAAAAUAAAACGAUUCAUAAAACAUCCGCAAUAUAAUGCCAAGACAGUUUACAAUGAUAUAGCUUUGAUAGAGCUGGAAGAGGAAGCUAAAGACAUCUACGCCCCCUGCUUGUGGUCGGAGGAAACGCUAAUUUCCGACAAUGUCAUUGCCGUGGGUUAUGGUCACACCCAAUUCGGUGGCAUUGCCUCAAAUCAGCUACUAAAGACUGAUCUGAAAAUUGUAACGCACAACGAUUGUCAGCAGUAUUAUGGUACAAACAGUGAUGCUGCACCUAGCGGAAUCGGGGCCAAAACCCAUUUAUGUGCCGGAGAUCCGGAACGUUUACGUGACACCUGUCAGGGUGAUUCGGGUGGACCACUGAUAUUGGAAAAAAUUAAUGGACGAUUUAAACGUGCAUAUAUUGUUGGAGUAACGUCGUUUGGUUUAGGCUGUGCCGGUGAACCACCAUCGAUUUACACACGGGUCUCUUCGUAUUUGGAUUGGAUCGAGAGGAUUGUGUGGUCAGCGGACAUUAUAUAGAAGUAUUCAUUCAAUGAUGUUUUUAGUUUUUAAAUAAAGUAUUAAUAUUGUUUUACUUAACCCAG
Messenger RNA from Musca domestica (house fly), 1408 nucleotides. RefSeq names its product serine protease snake. The record is from RefSeq and is a predicted model, not a curated record. Gene Ontology annotation, molecular function: serine-type endopeptidase activity. The transcript is spliced from 6 exons. The coding region runs from base 192 to 1343 and encodes 383 amino acids. Gene Ontology annotation, biological process: proteolysis. NCBI's taxonomy places the organism in Eukaryota, Metazoa, Arthropoda, Insecta, Diptera, Muscidae.